Molecule: messenger RNA, 921 nt
Organism: Epithele typhae
Lineage: Eukaryota; Fungi; Basidiomycota; Agaricomycetes; Polyporales; Epitheliaceae
Exons: 5
Coding region: 1-921 (306 amino acids)
Source: RefSeq, a predicted model, not a curated record
AUGGCCAUCGACCCCAGCCGACAGUCUCCCCGCGUUCCUCCGGAGAUCUCAGACGAGAUUAUAAGACACCUCGAUCCAGACACCAGUAGAAAGACACUUCUCCAGUGCACCCUCGUUUCCCACACCUGGCAAGCAGCCAGCAAAUACGCCCUCUGUGCCGAACCAGGGUUCCUUACCCUCGAGAAGGCCUACAUCUUCGUCACACAGUUCUUUCCGACUAUUCCUCCAACUUUACCACCACCAGGUCUCUUUGCCAGUAUCCGUAAGGAAGCUCUUCGCAAACUGAUGAUGGUCGUCAACCGCCUCGCCGUCCGCGUUUCGUCCGAUCUUCUCGACCUGCCCUCCAUAUUCAACCUACCACAAGCUGAAUAUCUCAAAAUCGCGUCCAGGGAGGGUGAAACAGAGAAUCUGCUCGAUGCCGCGCGGCGACUCGUGCAAGGGAGUAGUCCUCGUCUGCAAGAUAUCCACUUCUACUUUCGCGUGGAGGCCCUCACCAGCGCGCCACCCGCGGCCCUCAGGGAACUUAGCGAGCUCACAUCGCGCGCCCCGUUUUCGGAUAUGAAUACAGUAACCUUCUUUCUGUCCAUGGACUACGGCUGGGAUCACGGGAAGGACGACUUGGCGCGGUCCGCCGCGGUAAACGCGACGGGCACGCGCGUGGUGGAGAUUUUGACAGGCGCUUUGCCUGACUUCGUGAAGAAGACCCAAGUGACGGUGGAGCUCUUCCGCGUCCCGGGACACGCACCUCCCCCAACACACCGUUUCAGCGCCCCGCUCUUCUCAGCCGCCGACCACGUUCCUGCCCCCUACCUCAAUGCAAAAGACGUCUAUUCGAAGUUCAUGAACGUCCCUACCCCACGUCCGCCGGCACCUGUCGUCUCCGGCCCGCACCUAGAACGCACCCUUGGGGACCUCGCGUGA